AUGUCUCAAGACUCCGGACCCCAGACUCCGGCUGACCCCGUUGACACCGAAAAGACUCACCCGUUUAAUGGCACUGGCACGGCGGAGGAUCCCUUCAUCGUCGAGUUCCAGAAGGACGACCAGAGCAAUCCCAUGAAUUGGGGCAGAUUAGAAAAUGGUUCCUAA
This is a messenger RNA of Metarhizium robertsii ARSEF 23, 165 nucleotides long. RefSeq lists its product as uncharacterized. Bases 1 to 165 code for a protein of 54 amino acids. The transcript has a single exon. The record is from RefSeq and is a predicted model, not a curated record. Lineage: Eukaryota; Fungi; Ascomycota; Sordariomycetes; Hypocreales; Clavicipitaceae.